Messenger RNA from Parnassius mnemosyne (clouded apollo), 1383 nucleotides. The record is from the annotation of a GenBank genome assembly. NCBI's taxonomy places the organism in Eukaryota, Metazoa, Arthropoda, Insecta, Lepidoptera, Papilionidae.
AUGAUAGACAUCUACAUGGGCAUGUACUACAACACGAUAAUCGGCUGGGCAGUGUACUACUUGAUAGCUUCCCUGGCGUCCGUGAGCUCCGUGCUGCCGUGGACCAGCUGCGACAAUGAAUGGAACACGCCCCUCUGCACGCCGAUCACCUCGCCACAGAUCUUCUUAAACGCUUCUACGCCCGCCAAGGAGUUCUUUGAACGCAGCGUGUUGGAACAACAUAAAUCAAACGGUCUGGAUGACAUGGGACCGAUCAAGCCAUCGCUUGCUCUGUGCGUCUUCGGCGUGUUCGUGCUAGUCUACUUCUCGUUGUGGAAGGGUGUCAGAAGUGCUGGGAAGGUUGUGUGGGUUACUGCUUUAGCACCAUACGUGGUCCUGCUAAUCCUACUCGCAAGAGGAGUCACGCUGCCUGGAGCUACUGAAGGGAUACGAUACUAUCUCACUCCUGAAUGGCAUAAGUUGCAGAACUCCAAGGUGUGGAUCGACGCUGCAUCUCAAAUCUUCUUCUCUCUGGGCCCCGGGUUCGGCACGCUGCUGGCGCUCUCCAGCUACAACAAGUUCAACAACAACUGUUACCGCGACGCCCUCAUCACUUCCUCCAUCAACUGCCUCACCAGCUUCCUCGCCGGCUUUGUUAUCUUCUCUGUCCUAGGGUAUAUGGCGCACGUGCAAAACAAGAGCAUCGAGGAUGUGGGUCUAGAAGGCCCUGGCCUGGUGUUCAUCGUGUACCCCGAGGCGAUCGCCACUAUGACCGGCUCCGUGUUCUGGGCUAUCAUUUUCUUUUUGAUGCUGAUCACGCUCGGCUUAGAUAGUACUUUUGGAGGCUUGGAAGCGGUGACGACGGCGCUCUGUGACGAGUACCCGCGUGUGUUGGGCCGCCAUCGCGAAAUAUUUGUGGCCGUGUUGUUGCUUUUCAUAUACAUCUGCGCCCUGCCUACUACCACAUACGGGGGCGUGUAUCUAGUGGACUUGCUGAACGUGUAUGGGCCGGGGCUGGCGAUCUUGUUUCUGGUGUUCGCGGAGGCGGCGGGCGUGUGCUGGCUGUAUGGCGUCGAUCGCUUCUCCGAGGACGUGAAGAGCAUGCUGGGACACACGCCCGGCUUGUUUUGGCGCGUUUGUUGGACCUACAUCAGUCCGGUGUUCCUGCUGGUUCUGUUCGUGUUCUCGGUGCUGUCGCACGAGGAGAUGCUGGGCGGCGAGUACACGUACCCGCGUUGGUCCAUAGCCGUCGGCUGGCUCAUGACCGGCACCACCGUCUCCUGCAUACCGAUCUACUUCAUCUACAAGCUGCUCAUUACACCUGGAACCUGCUACAACCGCUUGAAAACAAUCAAGCGUCCAGUGGAGAGGUCGGUGCCGGGCGGCGACGUGUCCGCGCUGUGA